GACUACUGUGGGGAGAUGCUUUGGGGUUUGGUACGGCAAGGAUUAAAGUGUGAAGGUUGUGGGCUAAACUACCAUAAGCGAUGUGCCUUCAAGAUUCCGAAUAACUGCAGUGGAGUAAGAAAGAGGCGACUGUCUAACGUGUCUUUACCAGGAGCAGGGCUUUCAGUCCCAAGACCAGCCCAAGCUGAAUAUACAUCCUCUGCCUCUGAAGAGGUGUGGUCUCACCAGGAACCUAGUAAGAGGAUUCCUUCCUGGAGUGGCCGUCCCAUCUGGAUGGAAAAGAUGGUGCUUUGCAGGGUGAAGGUUCCACACACCUUUGCUGUUCACUCCUACACUCGUCCUACCAUAUGCCAGUAUUGUAAACGGCUACUCAAGGGCCUCUUUCGCCAAGGAAUGCAAUGUAAAGAUUGCAGAUUCAAUUGUCACAAACGCUGUGCGUCUAAAGUACCUAGAGACUGUCUUGGAGAGGUGGUUUUCAAUGGAGAACCUGCUAGCCCAGGCCAGGACUUGGACAUGCCAAUGGAAGUUGAUAGCAGUGAAAUGAACAGUGACGGCAGUCGAAGUCUAGAUGAUGCUGAAGAGCCCUCUCCUCCAGAGGACAAAAUCUUCUUUAUGGAUCCAUCUGAUCUUGAUACAGACAAGGAUGAGGAAGCUGUCAAAACUAUCAGUCCUUCAACAAGCAGUAAUAUUCCUCUCAUGAGAGUCGUACAGUCAAUCAAGCACACAAAGAGGAAGAGCAGUACAAUGGUGAAGGAAGGAUGGAUGGUUCACUAUACUAGUAGAGACAAUCUGAGAAAAAGACAUUACUGGAGACUGGACAGCAAAUGCCUCACACUGUUUCAAAAUGAAUCUGGAACAAAAUAUUACAAGGAGAUUCCACUUUCAGAGAUUCUCCAGGUGACUCAGCCUCGAGAUUUUUCAAAUGUGAUGCAGGGCAGCAACCCGUACUGUUUUGAGAUCAUCACUGACACCAUGGUGUACUUUGUUGGUGAAAACAAUGGCACCAGUCAUCACAGCCCUGUUCUUGCUGCCACCGGAGUUGGACUUGACGUAGCUCAGGGCUGGGAGAAAGCCAUUCGUCAGGCUUUGAUGCCAGUCACUCCUCAAGCUAGUGUUUGCACUGCUGCAGGACAAGGAAAAGAUCACAAAGAGUUAUCUCUGAGCAUCUCUGUUUCAAACUGCCAGGUCCAGGAGAAUGUGGAUAUCAGCUCUGUGUACCAAAUAUUUGCUGAUGAAGUGUUGGGUUCUGGUCAGUUUGGUAUCGUAUAUGGAGGAAAACACAGGAAGACUGGAAGAGAUGUGGCUAUCAAAGUCAUUGACAAGAUGAGGUUUCCAACUAAACAGGAAAGUCAGCUUCGUAAUGAAGUAGCCAUUCUCCAGAAUUUGCACCACCCUGGGAUUGUGAACCUGGAAUGUAUGUUUGAAACCCCAGAACGAGUCUUUGUUGUGAUGGAAAAGCUGCAUGGGGAUAUGCUGGAGAUGAUUCUUUCCAGCGAGAAAAGUCGACUUCCAGAAAGAAUAACUAAGUUCAUGGUCACUCAGAUACUUGUUGCCUUGAGGAAUUUGCACUUCAAAAAUAUUGUGCACUGUGAUUUAAAACCAGAAAAUGUACUACUAGCAUCAGCAGAGCCAUUCCCUCAAGUGAAGCUGUGUGAUUUUGGCUUUGCACGUAUCAUUGGUGAAAAAUCUUUCAGGCGCUCUGUGGUGGGCACACCUGCUUAUCUUGCCCCUGAAGUGCUCAGGAGUAAGGGUUACAACCGCUCUCUAGACAUGUGGUCAGUAGGGGUUAUUGUCUACGUGAGCCUUAGUGGUACGUUUCCUUUUAAUGAAGAUGAGGAUAUAAAUGAUCAGAUUCAAAAUGCAGCAUUUAUGUACCCACCAAAUCCUUGGAAGGAAAUUUCUAGUGAAGCCAUUGAUUUGAUAAACAAUUUGCUUCAAGUGAAGAUGAGAAAACGUUUCAGUGUUGACAAAUCCCUUAGUCAUCCAUGGUUACAGGAUUACCAGACUUGGCUUGACCUCAGAGAAUUUGAAACACGCAUUGGAGAACGUUACAUUACCCAUGAGAGUGAUGAUGCACGCUGGAAAGAACAUGCUUAUGAACACAACCUUGAGUACCCCCAGCAUUUUAUUAUGGCUCCUAAUCCAGAUGACAUGGAAGAAGACCCUUGAUUUAUUCAUUAUGCUAAAUUACAGCGAUAGAUACUCCAGAGAGAAACUGAGGAUAAGUUUUGGAAUAACUGUUGCUCUUUCUGAAGUGCUAUGUACAUAGUUCAGUGUAUGAAGUCCCAGAGGAUCCUGCAUUGACAUGGGAAUAGACUGUCAUCUGACAAGAUUUUCUCCAUCACUGACUUAACUAUGAGUAGUUACUGGACAGUAAGAUAAACCUCACUGGGUAACAUUUCACCAAACUGUGUGGCUACAAAGCCAUUACUGAGGUGUCAUGUGUACAGAUUGAAUGGUUUGUGUGUUUUUCAAGGAUUUUUUUGUUUUCAUAGACUACACAGUAAGAAUUUUGUAAUGGUUUUCUAAUCCCUAUUUACUAGACCAUAUAGGACUGUUUUUUGUUACUUAUAUACAUCUCCCAUUUCCCAAACUGUGCAUGGGGAAAAGAGACUGUAAAAAGAAAUCAGUGCAGUGUACCUUGGCGAAUAGGAAAUCAUGUAGGUUUAGGCCAAACACAGCUUCAUCCAUGAAGGAAUCAUUUGCUGCUAAGACAGCUAAACAUGAGUGUCUUUGCCCUAACUGAACUUUUCCCCGAUACUCCAAAAAAAGAAGACCCCCACAAAUUCCUCUGGCAGUACUGGCUGACAAUCUAAAGAAAUGACACCACAGUUAUGCUAGUUCUUUGUUUCGUCUGUUAAAACAGAGCAAUAAGCCACAACCGUGUGUUGCUGUGCAAGGCUGGCACACUUCAUUGAUACACACCAAAGGCAUUUUGUCUUAAAGCUAAACAAGUAAUGCACAUAGAGCAUACAGGACUUGAUGUAGCUUAUCCUUUCAUGCAGAAGGAUGUGGAAGAAUAGGGAAACAUGUGCAGCUUUCUUCUGUUUUAUUACAUUUUAAUUUUUUUCUACUUUUUUGUAAUUUGUUUUAGGGUUCCCUGGACUUUCAUCAGGAGUAGUUUGUAACCUGCUAGCUUGUAUCUUAACUCUGUUCAAAACCUAGGCAUAACAGUGGACAUCAAAUUACAUGUUGCUUCUGCCAGGGCAGCUGGAUUGUAGGAGAAAGGGCUUUACCUUCUGGACCUUAACCUGCAGCCCCUCCUAUCCUCUUUACUGUGCUCAGCAUUGUUAUUUCAGCUGAAUUAAGAGUCUAAAACUAAUUUGAAUUCAUAUUUUAAUACAGCUCUCUCAUCUGAGGGAUUCCCAGCAGUGUUCUGUGAAAUGAGUCCUUCAGAGAACAGUGUAACAGUUAAUCUUAUCAAGAUGUUUGAAAGCCAUGAAUGCUAAAUGCAAAUGGAGGAGUAUGGGGCUUUUUUUUGGUCCUGUUUUAAAAAAAUGGAAAAGGUAAAAUCUUUCCUUCUGUGUGGGGUAACAGUACUGUGGUGCCAGAAGGUGCUGAAUGGCUCUAAAUAUGCCUGAUGUGCCAGGCUGCUUCAUGGGAUCCUGCUUUGAUAUAGUUCUAAAAAUAACGAUACAGGCUUGAAUUGCAGAAUCAGUGAGAAGCUUUGGGGUAUCUCAUCUCUCUCCUACAAAGAUUUUUUUUUUUCUGUAUGUAGGUAACUGUUCCUGCUGUUGUUCUUCAGGUAAGGAAGCAGGUGAGCAGAGGUUUCUCUUGUUAGAUACACACAAAAUUUUACACGGCUAUUUCAGGGUGGGCAACUGCUUGCAGUGAGAGUGACAUGGCAGUCAAGUCAGUGGCAGUUAAGAAUUUUGUACCCAUAGGUAGGUUUGGCUCUUUAAUCCACUUUUCUUUUCCUAUUGCCCUAAGUCUAACUGCCACUGCAUUUUGUAGGUGUCUAAACUGCUAGAAGCUGUCUUCCCUGUUAGAAAUACCAGACUUUGUUCAACACAUUGGUGCAGCCCGUAUGGCAGUUUCCUACAGCCAGCAGUGGGUAGAGCAUUUCAGCCCCUCUGACCACCAAGCAUCCUCUCUCCUAGCACAGGUUUUUCUCAAGUUUGUGCAGUAAACUUGCAUAAUGGCAGUUUCUGCUACUCCUACACUGGGGGUCAUCCUUCCCAUUCCACACUGUCAAUGGAAAGGAAUUGGUAAGGGGUAGAAUUUGCCCCUUAACCUUGCCACCUGUCAGGGCAGGGUUUCAGGACUGAUUCCUCAGAGGGGCACUGGUUUUAUCUUUAGAACCAGGACAGCAGCUUCUGAAGCUGGUAUUUACCCAGGCUUGGCAAGGGACGCAGUGUUUUUUUUUCCACUGCUCAAGUGAUGAAAUUUCAGUGAAGCCACUGCUGUCUUCCAUCCUAACUCUAAUAAUGUGGAUAGUCUGAUUUUAAACUUCUAAUUUUUUACUUGAGGUUUUCCUGUGGGU
Indicator indicator is the source of this 4483-nucleotide messenger RNA. It is a transcript of the gene PRKD3, whose product is annotated as protein kinase D3. Gene Ontology annotation, biological process: protein phosphorylation. The transcript is spliced from 17 exons. Gene Ontology annotation, molecular function: protein serine/threonine kinase activity; ATP binding. The coding region runs from base 16 to 2169 and encodes 717 amino acids. The record is from RefSeq and is a predicted model, not a curated record. Lineage: Eukaryota; Metazoa; Chordata; Aves; Piciformes; Indicatoridae.